AAAUAAGAAAACACCAAUAAAAUAAUAUUUGACUACCGUAAUAAUCGCAACUAUCGAUAGUUGAAUCACUUCUCAGCCAGGUGUUUUCAAACCGAACCGCUAAAGCUUGAGAGAAAUAAAUGUUUAUUAAUGAACAAAAGAGGAGCGCACAUACUGCAAUCGAUAACGGAUUGAGUGAGAAAAAAAGAACCAGCUGGUUCUCUUUCAAAGUGCUGGAAAAAGUAGGCGCCGCGCCAUUUGUUUCUGUUUUUAGUUUUUAGCAGACAAAAUGAGCGACAAGGCCACUGCACAUAUGUCGACAGAUGCGCGUAAUGCACUCAUUACCGAUCAUCUGCAGAAACUAAUCAAGAGUGUGGCAGGCCCCAAUCAUCUUUUCCGUGGUCAGAUCACUCCAAAGCAGCAGCGGCAUCUGGAGCAGAUUGCCAGGAAACAUAUACGCCACCCUAACUUCUUAAGCACGAAAAGUCAUGAAGUAACGCAGACGCUCAACGCGUUGGUGGACCGUUUCCAGCAGGAAAACAUGGCCCCCUUUGGGCAGGCUAUAAAGGAGCUGAGCACAAAACUAGUCGAGGAUCCCGCCUGGCAGGAUCACGACCAGACGGACGUGCAGUGGUCUUUGCUUGACUUUCUGCUCAGCAUGACCAACGCGCCCAUACAAAAUGUGCGAAGGAACCGCCAACAGAUGGACCAGUGCCGCCUCUCGGCACUUGCCGCCGUUGAGGCCUCAACCUCCCAGGCCGUCGUGCCCAACAUAGUCGAGGCGGACACCGAUUGGGUGAGCCUGCUCAGCGAGGAUUUCCUGGAGGGGCCAACGCCUGGGGAUAGCUCGGACACUCAGGAGGAACAGUCCGAGGAAAGCGAUGCGCAUGAGAUUAGUGGCUCCGUUUGCCCAGAGGAUUUGAAGACCACGCUGAAGCCAAAGGACAUGGCCAAUGUCUAUAAGAAUGCCAUGAAUAAUGUCAAUCCCUGUGUUGAAAAAACAUACGUGCCAGAACUGGCGAGAUCCGGCAAAUCCGGCAAAUCCUUCCAAAUAAACGCACCCAUCAAUCUCGCUCUGGUAUCCCCAAUUGAGAUCAGGAGCAGAAACUUUGUCCCGCUGCCGCCACUUCAGCCGCCCCAGCUUUUCACACAGCACACCCAGAGCGUGCGCGACGAGAACGUGCUUCCGCAGCUGAUCCACUCUCAUUGGUGGCGCCACGACAUCCAGAUCCAUACCAAGCCCCCUGACAGCGAUCCUCUGUCCAACUUUGCCAUCAGCUACCCGCAGUUCCUCAACAAGUACUCCUUGGGUCUCGUCCACUAUCCGCUGCCCAACACCACCACGGAGCGCUGUCUGAUCCGCGAGAUCCUGUUCAUGUUUGUUAGUCCCGUCAGCUGUUGCUUCUUUGUGGUGGAUGAGGAGCGACGCAUCCAUGUGCGCCAGAAUGUGAGCAUCUGCAGUGUAACAGCGGAGGGCCUGAAAGGUACGUUGGAAGCGGAGUUGGUCCCUGCCCUGGAGGACAUGAUGCAGCUGCGUCAGACAGUAGACAAGCUGACGCUGCGCCAGAACGGGGAGAACAUUAUCGGUACUCUAGAGUGCUUUGCCAAUGGCGUGCGCGAUCUGGUGCGCCCAAUCAAGAAGGCGCUGCUUGCCUACGAGGAACGCAUGCUCAGCGAGGAGCCCGUCUCGCUCAUCCACUUCAUCCGACACAUGAACAAGCACUUUCGUAUGCUCCAGCUGCUCCGUUUCGUGUCCAGCAAAGCCGUCCUGCCGUCGGGGCCUCCGCAUCUGAUGUGCGCCUAUCUCCUGUCGCAGCUGUACCAGCAAACGCAGCUGCAUGUGCCGCACCAGAAGCUGGCCAUCGCCCUGCUGCUGGUCUCGCUAAAUACAUACUGCAACAUUUUCGAUGGCUUGUGGCGUCGGGCCAAACUGGAGGACCGGCAGGCUCAAUUCAUUGUGGAGCGAUGGGUACCUGAAGGUGAGGAUGCGACCGGUGAGUGGGAAGCGAGAGUCCACAUCCGCCAGCGCCGGUUAGAGGAAGAAGAGAGCGAAGAGAACCACCAAUUGUUCAAGAAACUGCAUAGCUGUCCCUUCUAUAGGCUGCUCCUCGAGCAUUCUCUCACGUCCAUUGAGACCCAAGACCUGCUGGCAAGCGUAAAUCUCCUUGGCGACAUGCUGGCCACCACCAACGAGAACAAUUCCCGCUCCCUCUACGAAGAGCUGCAUGCCCAACUCUUCGUCCAGCUGCGCGUCUACGGACGUCCAACGCAGCAGUCGGAUGGAGACACACAGAUGGAGAAUAGUCACACAGGGAAAGAGCAGUCAGAGCAGAAAGCCUUUGAACAAAAGGUUCUGAACAGCGUUGGGACGAUAAGGAACCCGGACCUGCUAGCACUGCUCACCCAGCCGAUCACGAAGAAGCAGCAGGAACGAGAUAAGCCGCAGGAUCAGCAGCGACGGCAGCCGCCGGUUCAGGCAGUGCAAGUGCUGGAAGGACUGGAGAGCGCCACGCGACUGCAGGUGAAGGACGUGAUGUCAGAGGCCCUCAGGGAGAUACUGCUGCGCCGCCAGUCGCUGGCCAAUAUGUUUGCGAUCAAGGCCAUGACCGUUGACCUGCAGCUUGGCGAGAGCGCGCGCUUCCUGCGUCACGUUUUGCUGCUGGAGGCCGACCAUCUGCUGCGUCCAUACUACACGAGGCUCUUUCGCGAUAUCGAGGCGGGUCUGAGCUGGGCUCAGGUGUCGGUGCUGAACAUGGAGCUGUACGAGCUUCUAAUGCCCCAAUAUGCGCAAAUGGCUGGACGCGCUUCGGUCAGGAUCGUCUCCCAGGUGCGCUCCACCUCCACCAAGGUGUACGAGGCUGUGGAGGCCAUCGAGCUGGUGUUCGAUUUUUUUGAGCACGUGCAGAGGAUCGUGACGCCGUCGAACUUGCAGACGUACAAUGCGGUCUGGCGCCUGAUGCUCAAAGUCAAGUGGGCCGCCUGGAAGCUGGAGAAUAUGGUCUUCAUUAGGCGUUCGCACAGGGACAUGUAUACGCCGCUGGACAUGCUAGGCCUCACCGUUCGCCGACUGGAGAUCCUGCGGUUCUGGCUCAUGUAUCUGAUCAACAGUCUGCACACCCACAUUAUGCAGGUCGUGAGCCACCAGUUCGAGCCACAGAUUGCCAAGUGCCACAACAUCCGGGAGCUGAGCUCUCUGCACGAGCAGUAUAUGCUGCUGCUGUCCAGUCACUGCCUGCUCACCGAGGAAACGGCUGCCUUUCGCAUUGCCCUCGAGCAGCUCUUCCAUGUGGUGUUUGUUCUGGACUUGGAAUGGACCAGUUGCUCCAGCUACCUGGUCGACUCCCAUCCACUCGCCCUGGAUGUGUCCUCCGAUGAUGACGAAGACAACCCCAAGUGCCUGCAGUACUUGGCUCUCAACCAGGUAGUGGAAAUUGAGAUGACAUACAUACGUUGCCAUCAAACGCUGGCCGAGAUUCUCAAUAAUUUGGUCUACAAGCAUGAUCAUCAUUUCCUUACAGCGUUGGAGUCGGCCAUCAACACAAGUGUACCCUACUGAUGGAAUCCUCUUACAGACGGAAGGAUUGGCCUUCAUCGCAGGAUAUCUGAUGGCCAGGUCGGGCCAGGAGAAUCGAAUCUCAAGGAAUCCCAUUCACUUUGAACUCAAACCAAUUGUUGUAACUUUUAAAGAACUUAAAAACUGA
Messenger RNA from Drosophila pseudoobscura, 3680 nucleotides. RefSeq names its product gamma-tubulin complex component 5 (gene Grip128). Gene Ontology annotation, molecular function: gamma-tubulin binding; microtubule minus-end binding. Gene Ontology annotation, biological process: microtubule nucleation; spindle assembly; mitotic cell cycle. Gene Ontology annotation, cellular component: centrosome; gamma-tubulin complex; spindle pole. The record is from RefSeq and is a predicted model, not a curated record. The transcript is spliced from 7 exons. Bases 269 to 3535 code for a protein of 1088 amino acids. NCBI's taxonomy places the organism in Eukaryota, Metazoa, Arthropoda, Insecta, Diptera, Drosophilidae.